UCUUGGCUGGCACGACGAAGCCGGGUAAAGUGCCCGACAGUGAUCGUUAAUUAAUUUUCAUUAUCAUUAUUCCGAGAUUGCUCGGAAACUUUACUUUUCUGCAAAAUGGAUCCUCGUUGCCGUAUUUGCUUGGAACUCAUACCAGGUAAAUGGAUAUCCUUGAUUUCCCAGCAAGGACGCAUUUUAAAGAUGAUGGAAGUUUUAAUUGGAGAAAAGUUGGACUGUACGGAUGGGUUACCGGAGCACAUUUGUUCUAAAUGUUCAUCGCGCCUAGAUCAGACAUACGAACUUUGGCAACAAUAUAGUGCAUCAAACGCACAACAAAAAUUCUCCAUGGAACACGAGGAGAUAGACUUGCACUGUCGCAUAUGUUUAAAUGAGGAAGUCGAAGAAUUGUAUCCGCUAAACUGUAUCUGUGAUACGUGGAAGUUACCUAUCAUUGAUAUGUUGCGGUUCCUGGGGGAAGUCAGGGUUGAAACAGAAGAUUACCAACUGUCGUACAUCUGCGAUGUUUGUUUGAACCAUUUGGACGUAGGAUGUGGCUUGAAGCGACAGUGUCUGGAUUCUGAAGCAACUCUCCGCCAACAAACUGCUCGCGCUUGGGAGAAAAUGGAAGUUCGGAUGGACGAUUUGGCAGUGGAGCUGUACGCGGAAGCGAUUCUGCAUACCAUCAAACCUGGUAAAACAAUUGAGUUUGUUAGUUGCUCGAUUUGUCAGCUGCGUAUGCAGCCGCAUCAGUUUGUCAACAAGUGCGAUGGAUGUUUGCUUGUGUUUGAAAAUUUCGUUGAGAUAAUCGACGCAAUCGAUCGGGGCAAUCGGAAAAAGUUGAAGGCAAAGAACAAACCUAUUCAGGAGAAUGGCCAUGGCAGUCGGGAAAAGUUGAAGUCAAAGAGCAAACUAAUUUUUUGCAAAAAGCCAACCAAAAAGGUUGCUGCAGUUUCGUACGAUACCGACGCCGGAACUAACGAGGAUCAAGGCUUGACUUCAAAAGGUACGAAGUUUGUACCUUGCCAGAUGAAAACUCAAAUAGAUAAACUCUACGAACUGUUCGAUGUGGUUGAGAACAACCACAGUCUGUACCAGAAAGUUUGUCGUAAGGGUCCGAUUUGCUGUAGAUGCAAUAAGUUUUUCCUAACAGAAGAGGAUAUCAUUGAACAUCGACUAUAUUUCGCAUAGGCCUGCUAAGCCAAGACAAGUUUCGGCUUCACUUGU
Molecule: messenger RNA, 1212 nt
Organism: Topomyia yanbarensis
Lineage: Eukaryota; Metazoa; Arthropoda; Insecta; Diptera; Culicidae
Exons: 2
Coding region: 106-1176 (356 amino acids)
Cellular component (GO): nucleus
Molecular function (GO): zinc ion binding
Source: RefSeq, a predicted model, not a curated record